Molecule: messenger RNA, 775 nt
Organism: Caretta caretta (loggerhead turtle)
Lineage: Eukaryota; Metazoa; Chordata; Testudines; Cheloniidae
Source: RefSeq, a predicted model, not a curated record
UGCAGGGAGGGCGGGGCGGGCGCGGCUGGUCCCGGAGCUGUCCCGGGCGCUGGUGCUUCGCUCCCGGGGUCGCUGCACCAUGGCGGGCUGCGGGGGGCCCAGCUGGGCGGACGGGGAGGUCCGCACGGGGACGACCAUCAUGGCGGUGGAGUUUGACGGCGGGGUCGUGGUGGGCUCUGACUCCAGGGUCUCUGCGGGGGAGGCCGUGGUGAACCGGGUCUUCGAUAAGCUGGCCCCGCUGCACGAGCGGAUUUACUGGCUCUCCGGCUCCGCCGCCGACGCCCAAGCCAUCGCGGACAUGGUGCACUACCAACUGGAGCUGCACAGCCUGGACAUGGACGAGGCCCCGCUGGUCCUGGCGGCCGCCAGCCUGGUGAAGGGCGUCAGCUACAAGUACAAGGAGGAGCUGUCGGCGCAUCUCAUGGUGGCGGGAUGGGACCGGAGGAAAGGGGGGCAGGUGUACGGGACGCUGGGGGGGAUGCUCACCCGCCACCCCUUUGCCAUCGGCGGGUCCGGCAGCAGCUACAUUUAUGGUUACGUGGAUGCAGCCUACAAGCCCGGGAUGACUCCAGAGGAGUGUCGCCAGUUCACCAAGAACGCCAUUGCCCUGGCGAUGAGCCGGGACGGCUCCAGCGGGGGUGUUAUUUAUCUCGUCACUAUCACCAAGUCGGGCGCCGUGGAGCAGGUGUUCCUGGGGGACGAGAUCCCCAAGUUCUACGACGAAUGAGUUCUGGGCCGGCCCCUCUUUUAUACCCAAUAAACCUCUCCGAGCGCA